CAAAAAAGGCUUUAACUUAACCCCAUAGUUAAAACUUUUAAAUGAUUUUUUUUUCUAAACCUUUUUAUAUCCACGCUUUAAUUUCAGAAUAGUCCCCGCUCUAAAGAGCUUGACUAACUGCAUUAAAAUAAAUUUCCCUAUUUAAAAUGUGUAACGCAACAAAAUAUUUAGUGCAAGCUUUCAAUAUGAGGCCAAGCUUGAGCUGUUCGAUCUGCGUAACAUUUCUAUGGAUUUUCGCCUUGAAUGCAAAGGAAACACUUAAAACUGCUCAAACUCGGUUCAUAAACGAGCUCAGCGGAUAUACGAGUGAAUUGGCAAGCAAAAUUAAUACAAUCGAGAGCUUUCUGGCUGAGGUGCGUGCAAAGAGACAACUGUGGAGCACAAACCCCGAGGCUUAUUUAGCCAAUCCGUUGAACAGUUAUGCGCUUAUACGACGCCUGCACGAGGAUUGGAGUUACUUUGAGGCUUACAUGAACGACGCAGUGGGCUCAUCUCAAGCUGCCAAUGUAAAUAAGCUGAUUGAGGAAGAAGCGCCCAAGGUUGAGCAGUUGGUGGAGGCAAUGGAGACGCUUGUACGCCUACAGACCUACUAUGAUUUGGAUGUGGAGCAACUGGCCCAAGGGCUGAUCGAUGGCAAACAGUCCAGUUGCCCACUAAAUACUCUCGAUUGCUUUGCCCUGGCGGAGCUUUGUCAGCAGAAGUCUCUUCCACAAUUGGCAUUUGCCUGGUAUAGAGCAGCUCUGGACAGCUUUAACUAUGCUCAACAAAGCGAGUUGUAUGAGAAAGUUUACGAUCUAACUGUGUUUGAUUUAUACGGCAAAUAUGCAAAUAUACAUUAG
Drosophila hydei is the source of this 839-nucleotide messenger RNA. Its product is annotated as prolyl 4-hydroxylase subunit alpha-2-like. Gene Ontology annotation, molecular function: protein binding; procollagen-proline 4-dioxygenase activity. The transcript has 3 exons. Lineage: Eukaryota; Metazoa; Arthropoda; Insecta; Diptera; Drosophilidae. The coding region runs from base 147 to 839 and encodes 230 amino acids. The record is from RefSeq and is a predicted model, not a curated record. Gene Ontology annotation, cellular component: endoplasmic reticulum.